This is a messenger RNA of Trichoderma virens Gv29-8, 1658 nucleotides long. RefSeq lists its product as uncharacterized. The transcript is spliced from 5 exons. Gene Ontology annotation, molecular function: ATP binding; RNA helicase activity; RNA binding. Lineage: Eukaryota; Fungi; Ascomycota; Sordariomycetes; Hypocreales; Hypocreaceae. Gene Ontology annotation, biological process: mRNA export from nucleus; mRNA splicing, via spliceosome. The coding region runs from base 172 to 1473 and encodes 433 amino acids. The record is from RefSeq and is a predicted model, not a curated record.
CCGGCAUCACAUCUGCCUGGUAAUUUGGGAUUUUCCUUCAUCCCAAUCAUCUUGUCUCUUCCUUUUUUCUUCGCCUUACUUUCCGCCUUCUGACGCGCCCAACUCGCUAGCGCCUCUCGCACUUCAAGCCUUUUCCGACUUUUCAAACCCUUUCUAUCAACCAAUUCCAACAUGUCCCACGAGGAGGAUCUCAUUGAUUACUCCGAUGAGGAGAUUGGCGCCAACGAGGCCGCCGCCCCCUCCAACGGAAAGAAGGGAGAGGCCGCCGCCGGUAACAAUGUCGACAAGAAGGGCAGUUACGUUGGCAUCCACUCCACUGGAUUCCGUGACUUCUUGCUGAAGCCCGAGCUUCUGCGCGCUAUCGGCGACUGCGGUUUCGAGCAUCCUUCGGAGGUCCAACAAACAUGUAUCCCUCAAGCUCUUCUCGGAGGAGACAUCAUCUGCCAGGCCAAGUCUGGUCUGGGAAAGACUGCCGUCUUUGUCCUAGCCACGCUUCAGCAAGUCGAGCCCGUCAACGGCGAGGUCUCGGUUGUCGUCAUGUGCCACACUCGUGAGCUGGCUUACCAGAUCCGAGACGAGUACAACCGAUUCAGCAAGUACAUGCCUGACAUCAAGACCGGUGUCUUUUAUGGCGGUACUCCCAUCAAGAACGACGUCGAGACUCUCAAGAGCAAGGACACCUGCCCUCACAUCAUCGUCGGCACCCCCGGUCGUCUCAAGGCCCUCGUCCGUGACAAGGCCCUCCGCCUCGGAAGCGUGCGCAUCUUCGUCCUUGACGAGUGUGACAAGAUGCUCGAUCAGCCCGACAUGCGUACCGACGUGCAAGAUGUGUUCCGCGCUACUCCUCAGCAGAAGCAGGUCAUGAUGUUCUCGGCCACUCUUUCCGAUGCCAUCAAGCCCAUCUGCCGCAAGUUCAUGCAAAACCCCACAGAGCACUACGUCGAUGAAGACACCAAGCUCACUCUGCACGGCCUGCAGCAGUACUACAUCAAGCUGGAGGAGCGGGAGAAGAACCGAAAGCUGAACGAGCUUCUUGAUGACCUUCAGUUCAACCAGGUCAUCAUCUUCGUCAAGAGCACCGUCCGCGCCACGGAGCUGGACAAGCUCCUUCGAGAGUGCAACUUCCCCUCCAUCGCCGUCCACUCUGGAGUCAGCCAGGAGGAGCGUAUCCGCCGCUACAAGGAGUUCAAGGAGUUCAAGAAGCGUAUCUGUGUUGCCACUGACGUCUUUGGACGUGGUAUCGACAUUGAGCGAAUCAACCUGGCAAUCAACUACGAUUUGUCCAACGACGCCAGCUCCUACCUCCACCGUGUCGGCCGUGCCGGUCGUUUCGGUACCAAGGGUCUUGCCAUCUCCUUUGUGAGCAGCGAGCAGGACCAGGAGGUCCUCAAGGAGAUUGAGAAGCGAUUCGAAGUCGCUCUUCCCGAGUUCCCCAAGGAGGGUGUUGAUGCCAGCACUUACAUGGCGUCUUAGAGGACGGCUCAUUUCACUCUAACGCCUCCUGUACUAUUUUUUGUGCGUGUCGAGACUUGACGGGAGCAAGUGGGAGAGCAUCUAUCCGCUUACGUCGCCGGAUAUCAGAAAAUUUGGGGAAACAGUCACACUUGCUUAUACUAUUACGUAGCUUAUUUUAUCGGGAGCCAAAGGGAAUGGUAGGC